AUGGAGGAUCACGACUUAGAUCAAAAGCGCCGCAGAGCAAUAAAUCCAUCAUACCCUUUUGUUGAUCAGGCUGAAUGGCAGCUAGCAGAGUUCCUCUUCAAAAAUAGACCCAGGCCAUCCUUCAAGAGCGCAGAUCAACUAUUUGGCUGGAUUGAUGCGCUACCAAGCGGCCCAGAGUGGCAAUCAACGACACUCGAGUUUACCAACUACACAACUGCAAGGCCAAUCGAGCUAAUCUGGUGUGACGGUCUCGAAGUCGUCAAAGAUCUCUUUGCAAACCCGAUCUUUUCCAAUCAUAUGAUGUAUGAUCCUCACAUUGUUACCACUGGCUCAGAACGCGAAUAUGGCGAGUUUUUUACAGCUAACAUGGCUUUCGAUAUUCAGAACAACCUUCCAGAAGGUGCCACUAUGGUACCAAUCAUCCUCGCAUCCGACAAGACGCCCGUAACCAGGAUGUCGGGAGGAUUAGAAAUGCACCCGGUGUUCCUUAUGAUUGCCAAUAUUCAAUCUGAAGUUCGUAUGAAGGCCACCGCUCAUGCAUGGCGCUGUGUUGCAUUUAUCCCGAUUCCGAAGUUUGAUGUUCACGCGGAUUUCCAAACACUCCUCCAUGCUCGCCUGUUCCACAAGUGCAUGGACAUGAUAUUUGCCAAAUGCAAGGUGGCUGCGAGGGUCGGUGAAUACAUGUUGGACUCCAUGGGUUAUAUCCGGCAUUGCUUCACUCCGCUCCUCAUCUACGACCUAUGCAAACGUGUUGAUCCAUGGAAUGUACCACUCUUCCAACGCGAAGCUAAAGCAUUGCUGCUUAGCGGCGUUCAUCAGCCAUAUUGGAGAGAUUGGCCGCAUGCAGAUCCAAGUCAUUUUUUGCCCGGCGAACUGCUUCACACCUGUCACAAAUAUUUUGGUGACCAUCCUUUAAAGUGGUGCAAGGAAGUUGUCGGGGAGGAUGAACUUGAUGCUCGCUACAAGGCUCAUCAUAAACGAGUCGGAACACGUCAUUUUGGGUCUGGUGUCUCCCACAUCAACCAGAUGACGUGCCGGGAGCAUCGUGACAUUGAACGGACCAUUGUCGCCACAGUCGCUGGUGCAGCAAACACAACCCCUGAUUUCGUCCAUGCCAUUCGUUUCCUCACCGAAUUCAUUUACCAGGCACAGAGCCCCGUGCACACUGACUCGUCCAUUGAUGCUAUGGUGCACUCCCUCCACAUGUUUCAUACGCUGAAGCAAGCGAUACUCGAUGCCGGUGCUCGGAGAGGGAAGAGUGGAACGAUCGAUAACUUCCUCAUCCCCAAAAUGGAGUUGUUUCACAGCUUUGCGGGGUCCAUCAGAGAUCUCGGAGGUUUGAUACAGUACUCAGCGGAUGUUAGUGAGCGACUCCUGAUCACACACUGCAAAUUUCCAUUCGAAAGGACUAGUCGGCAAGCCAGGAAUUUUACCUUACAGGUCGUCCAAAUUCUCAAUCGUGACGAAACCAUGCGACACUUCAAUCUUUAUACCCUUUUGCAUUCGCAUGGUACACCGCUCGUGAAUGCCAUCGCAAUCGAAGACAAUAUCGUCACGGAGACAGAUCCUACUUUGGCCUGGAUAGCGCGUGUGCUUCCCGGCGAGCAGAAUCGCUUCCAUGGCCCGCGACCUGUCCGCAACCAUUUUUUGAAGGGAAUACUUUCUGUUGAAGCUAAUGCCGCAUUUCAUGUCACCAUCUCUCCCGAUCGAAAGUCACUUUCUAUCACUGAUCUGCAAUCUAUCUACUCUCUCCCAAAUUUCGGCGCAGUGCUCAUGGAAUAUAUCAAUGACUCGUCCCAAAACACCCCAACAACAGCCUGGACGUGUGCGCGAGAUUCAGUCAGGACAUGGAACAAGUUUCGUUUACAGCUACACUCUACCUUCCAGUCGCGAGUUGUGAUGCCGAGUCAAAUCAUCCAAGCGUUUCCACCAUCAGAGACCUUCCCUAUGGGCAAUUGCGAUGCAGUUCUCGUGCAAUUGCCUGGCAAUGAUGAUACAUACAUUGCGCAAGUGCGUUGUGUUUUUCAAGCUAUUGCCAGGAAAGGUCAAACCCUGCCCCACUAUCUUAAAGACUCGCCCCUUCUAUACGUUCAGUACUUUCAGAUCACAGCAACACCUACUGAGGAUGCAAGCGCUGGCAUGUACCGAGUGAAACGCAUCUACCAUCAGGAUGGAACAGGUCGGAUCUUUCGACCUGGCAGCAUCAUUCCGCUGACAGCCGUUACCUGUGCUGUUGAGCUGAUCCCUAUGUAUGGUUCGAAGAUGAAUCGCAUGAUAAAUGCUACGAAUGCAAUGGAGAUCUGUGAUGAAUACUACUUGAAUACAUUUUCGGACAAGGAAGUUUUCAAUACAAUGCACAGUGGUUUGAUGUAG
Molecule: messenger RNA, 2373 nt
Organism: Suillus discolor
Lineage: Eukaryota; Fungi; Basidiomycota; Agaricomycetes; Boletales; Suillaceae
Exons: 5
Coding region: 1-2373 (790 amino acids)
Source: RefSeq, a predicted model, not a curated record